Molecule: messenger RNA, 29907 nt
Organism: Pararge aegeria (speckled wood butterfly)
Lineage: Eukaryota; Metazoa; Arthropoda; Insecta; Lepidoptera; Nymphalidae
Gene: bent
Product: twitchin
Exons: 150
Coding region: 266-29302 (9678 amino acids)
Biological process (GO): protein phosphorylation
Molecular function (GO): ATP binding; protein kinase activity; protein binding
Source: RefSeq, a predicted model, not a curated record
UUCAUAGUUUAGUUACGAUUUCGAAAACGACCCGACGCGUCCCGCCGCCGGCGAUAUCCCAUUUUCUCUCGAAUCCAUUUUAUCUUUACCUUCAUCAAGUUCUCGACAUUCGUCACUUUGACUAAUUGUGUGAUUGUGUUUUGAUUGUGUAUGGACAGUUUGUGAAUUGGAUUUGUUUUAUCACUUGGCUAUAGGAUCAUAGCUCGUCCUUUUCAAGAAGCGACCAGCCACCCCUCUCACCCAGUGAUGUUAUCCAGAUAGCGCCAUGGGGGUGACCGACGACUUUGCCCCGAGCUUCACGCAGAAGCCCCAGCUUCGCCAAGAGGAUGAUGGCAACAAGCUGGUGUUUGAGUGCCAGCUCUUGGCCUCGCCGAAGCCGGAGAUCAGCUGGUAUCGCAGCGAUGAACUCCUUAAGGAGGAUAACAGGACACAAUUUAAGAUCCAGAGCAUAGCCAACAACAAGUUCCUGGUGGUUUUGGUGCUGGAUGACGUAAUCGAGACCGACGCGGGGCUCUACAAAGUUAAGGCUAAGAACAAGAUGGGCGAGGUGGCCGCCUCCAUUAACCUUAACUUUAGCCCCGCUGAUGAAGAAAAACAGAAGCAAGUAGACGGUAAAGCACCAACGUUCGCGCGCAAGCCGGCCAUUCGACAGGAGGAUGAUGGCAAGCGGUUAAUAUUCGAGUGCAGGAUCGAGGCCGAGCCAGUACCCGGCGUCACGUGGUUCCACAACACAGAGGAGGUCAAACCGAGCUCAAGACAUAAGUUAACAGUGAGCAAGGAUGGCAAAUCAUACUACGCCUCAUUAGAAAUAAACAAUGUUACUGUGGAAGACGCCGGAAAGUACCGAGUGACGGCUAAAAAUGAACUCGGUGAAAGUAACGCUACCAUCAGCUUGAACUUCGAUAGCGACGAAGCCCCCGUGCCUGAAGACUUUAUCAAACCUACGUUUACGGAGAGACCAGUCAUCAGGCAAUCGGAGGAUGGUACCAAAAUCACAUUCGAAUGUCGAUGUGUUGGCAAACCGAAACCAACCGUUACAUGGUACCACGGAAAGAAGUUAAUAAAAGAAAGUAGUCGUUACAAAAUUUCAUUAGAAGAGGACCAAACGCUGUAUCAUAUGGCGCGAUUAGAAAUUAUAGGAGUAGAUAAUUCGGAUAAGGGAGAAUACAGGGCUGUAGCGAAAAACAAACACGGCGAAGGCGUAGCUAAAAUAAAUUUAAAUUUCCAGGGUGGGGACAAACCAAAAAUUCCCGAUGGGAAAGCACCUAGGUUUCCAAAAAAACCUACUAUACGACAAGAGGGGGAUGUCUUAAUUAUGGAAUGCAUACUUGAAGCACAUCCUGUGCCUGAUAUUACGUGGUUCCAUGGGGAUAAAGAAAUUAGGGAUGGUAAUAAAAUGAAGAUGUCCAGAAAAGCCACUGGAAAGGACACUUUUAAUCUCACCCUAGAAAUUUUGGGUCCCACUAAGGAAGAUGGGGGAAACUAUAGGUGUAAUGCUUUCAAUUUAUUCGGUGAAAGCAAUGCCAAUAUAGCUCUCAACUUCCAAGGAGGGGAUGACGAAAAUGGUUUUGCACCAUCGUUUAUUGAAAAGCCUCGAAUAAUUCCUAAUGAAGAUGGCACACUCAUUACAAUGCGUUGUGUCUGCAAAGCUAAGCCGGCGGCAGAAGUCACGUGGUACCGAGGCACAACCGUUAUUAAAGCUAGCAGUAAAAUAGAAGUCAAAUCUUCAGUUUUAAAAGAAGACGUUUAUGAAUUAAUAUUGCUCUUAUCUAACCCGACGGCAGCGGAUGGUGGCGCUUACCGCUGUCAUGUUCGGAAUGAAUUUGGGGAGAGCAAUGCUAAUCUUAACUUAAAUAUUGAGGCUGAACCAGAACCAGAAGGAGAGGGACCAACAUUUGUUGAAAAACCAACUAUUCAGUCAAAAGAAAACGGAAAACUUGUGAUAAUGAGUUGCAAAGUAAAAGCUAGUCCAAGGCCAACGAUUGUGUGGUACCACGAGGGCAAAGAAGUUAGGGAAUCGUCAAAAAUUAAGACCAGGAUCGAAGUAAAGGAAGACAUUUACACAAUAAUUUUGGAAUUAAUCGAUCCUGGUAUUGAAGACUCCGGAUUGUAUAAAUGUAAUAUCAAGAAUGAACUUGGAGAGCUCAAUGCAAAUCUAACGCUCAAUAUUGAAAUCAUUCCAGUUAUAAAAGAAAAACCAAAGAUCAUUAAAAUUAUUAAAAAGAAAACAGUAAUUGUUGAAUGUAAAGUAUUAAGUAAAUUCGCACCUUCUUGCACAUGGUAUAAGGAAGCGAGUGCUGUUAAGGAAGAUUCUAGGCAUACUGUACUAAUAGAACCUGUUAGAGAAGGUGAAUUUGCAGUAAAGUUAGAGAUCUCAAACAUAUCACAACAAGAUAGAGGCUCAUAUAAACUUGUAGCGAAGAAUGAGAAAGGAGAAGCUACGUCGCAACAAGUUGAAAUCACAGAUAUUCCUGAAGAAAAGGGAGAAAAACCGCAGAUUAUAAAACAUCUCAGGAGUUUGGCCAGGAAAGAAAACGAGGAAGCUGAAUUCUUAGCGGUACUUAAAAGCUCGGAUCAAUCAUGCAGAUGUACCUGGUAUAAAAACUCCACAGUUAUUAGAGAUUCAUCAGAAAUUAACACGUCAUUUGACGGUACAAAUGCAAGACUUAUAAUAAGAAUAGUUUCGCAUAAAUACGUAGCUAACUAUAGGGUCGUUAUCAAAAAUGAAUAUGGCGAGGACGAAUCUAGUGCGGACUUAACUAUUGUUGAAGAAAAGAAAAAGAAAAAAGAAGAGGAAGAAGAAGAUGAGACUGUAAUAGAGGAGUCUGAAGAGGAAAUGUCAAUUGUUGAAGAAAAAUCGGUUAUAGAAGAGAAUCACGUUGACGAGAAAAAGGAACUAAAACGUAAAGAAGAAGAGGAAGACGAAGAGGAAGAUGAAAAGACCACUAUUAAAAAGAAAAAAGUAACAGCUAAAAAGAUAACCAAAAAAGAAGAAGUUAAAGUAGAAGCUAAACAAGAAGAGGUCCAAGUUGAAGCGAUGAAGACAGAAGCUAAGUUGGAAGAAAAACAGAAAAUUGAAGCCAACAAGACGGUAACGAAGAUUGAUGUGAAGAAAGUUGACACCAAAUUACAAACUAAAGAAGAACAAAGAAAGGCCGAAGUUGAAAUAGAAGAAGCAAAAAAGAUUCUUGAAAGGAAAGCCGCUAAAACAGAAGAAGAAAAGAAGGCACUUUUAGAGAAAAUUGAGAAAAAGAAAACUGAAAAGGAGCCUGAACAAGAGAAGAAAAUUGAAGGCAUUCCAAAAUUGAAACCUGUGAAACCUAAAGAAGAACCGAAACUAGAAGAAGAUAAAAAAGAAACUAAAAAGAUUGAGGAAAAGAAAAAAGUUGUAAAAAAGAAAGUUGUUGCUAAAAAGAAGGAAGAAAAAGAAGAUAUAUUCGACUUUGUUGAUGAUUACGAGCGUCCCGUAUUGGAGAAGUAUGAAAGAAUUACACCGACACCACUUGAAAAGAAAUCAAAAGUUACUGACACGCCUCAGACUAAACGUGCUUCUCUAUCUGAGAGCGUAAAAAGUCAACCAGAGGAAAGUGAUGAAGAAGAGCCUUCCUUGGCAACUCCAGCACCCGAGAAAAAACAAAAAGUUGAGCAAAAAGAAAAGGUCUUAGAAGAACCAAAACGUCCAAGUAUCAAAAAAGGCAUUCCUAAACCAGAGGAACCUGUUGAUGAAUUAUCACGAGUCAAAUUAGGAAAGGCACCAUUACAGCCAGUUGAAAAGCCAACUGAAGAACCACAAGUAGCACAAAGCAAAAAAACUAUUAAAAAGCCUGAUGAACAAAGAGAAUUCGUAGAUGAUUAUGAAAGACCAGAUCUGGAGAAAUAUGAUAAAGUAUCACCAACAGCAAUAGAAAGAACAAAGAAACAGAAUGGAGUCAAAGAGGAGUCUCCUGAAAUCGUAGAUGAAUACGAACGACCGGAAAUAGAAAAGUUAGAAAAACAUACUCCUACUCCUAAAACAAUUCGUAGGCCUAGUGAUACCCAGGAUGAGGUCGAUACAAUGAAAGGUAAAAUUAAACCUAAAGAAAAGGAAGAAGAACCUGCGUUCCCAACGUUGCGAAAACGAUCAGUAGCAAAAGACAAGGAAGAGGAAAAAAAACCAGAUGAGAAACCAAAAGCCAAAACUGUUAAAAAAGAUGAGCCUAAAGCUAAAAAACGUCCGUCUCUUAAAAAAAAAGAGGUCGAAGAAGAGGAAUUUAUCGACGAUUAUGAAAGACCGGUUCUCGAAAAGUAUGAAAAGAUAACACCAACGCCUAUUGAGAAAAAGAAAAAGGAGGAUAAAAAACCACAAGAAGAAGUUCCUACACCUGAAUCUGAUCAAAGGAGACGGUCGCUUAAAGACAAUGAUAAAACUGAGCCUAUGGAUGUUGAUGAAAACUUCAGUGCUACCAGGCCAAAAAGACCGACUAAAGUAGGGCAAAAGGCCGAGCCAAUGGAAGUUGAUGAAAGUGUCAGUCUUACUAAAACAAAAACUCCAGUUAAGCCAGGUCAAGAGCCUGAAGAUGUUACACUUACACAUAAAACACCGGCAGAAAUUAAGCCAACGGAGGGUGAGGCAGAAGCGAAAUUGAAAGUCAAGAAACCAGAAAUAGUUGACAGUAAAACUGUUAAGUUGCCUACAGGAAAAGACAAGGGUGACAAGGGCGAGGAUACUGAAGAAUCUAUAAGCCUUGCCAAACCGAAAACUAAAACAACCGCCCCUGAAGAGGCUUCUCUCACACAAAAGAAACCUGCACAGAAAAAACUUACGGAAGGUUCAGAAGCCGCAGAACUUAAAGUCAAAAAACCUGCUGUGGUCAAGAAAGGACCUAAAGAUGAGGACCCUCUGACAAUCAAAGGGGGUAAAUUUGAAUUGCCACAGCUAAAGAAAACGGUAAGGAAGGCACCGGAAAAACCCAAAAAAGCAACUGCAACUCAUGAAUACGAGAACAAUGUCAAAGGGUAUACACUGGACUUCGUAGACGAUUAUGAGAGACCAGUUUUGGAGAAAUAUGAAAAGAUAUCGCCUACUCCUAUUGUUAGAGAUAAAAAAGAGAAAGAAGUAACUAAGGUUGAUAGCAGGAGGACAUCCGUUCAAAGUAGCGAGGAGCAAAUGGUUGCACAACAGCAACAAUUUCUCGCCGUCAAGACUGAAAGCAGACGAGAAUCAAUUCAAAGUGAUGUCUCGGAAGUCAAGACAGAGAGCCGUAGAAGCUCUAUCAUCGAAAACAAAGCACUUAAGAUUACAAAAGAGACUUCAGAGAGCAGAAAGUCAUCGGUGGCGUCAAUAAGUGAGCAAGAACAGGUUGGAAUUAAAAAGACUGGGCUCAAGACCAAGGUAUUGAUCAAGGAUGAACCAGUCAAUGAAUUAGCAGCUAUUAAACAUAGGCUUAAGGACGAAGUUAAAGACCGAGAAGAUCAUUUAAGCUCAGAAUACGAUGAUACAAAUAAAGAAAACACACACCCAUGGCGACCUACGAAUACAAACACACAGGAUGCCCCUGAAAAGACACAACCGAAACGAAGUCUUAGCGUAGACCAGCCAAAGCAAAAACAAGAAAAGUCUAGACGUCGUCAUAGUAUAAAUGAGGAUACGGAAGAAUCUGAUUCAGAAAUUACGGAAAAGACGAAAAUAAAACGGAAAGUCUCAAUUGACCGCCCUACAGAACCCACUCAUUCUUGGAGUAAAACUGAAGAAGUAGAAAAAGAUACGAAAGAUAAAGUAAAACCUAUUGGAGUAGGUAAACCUACAUUUGACAAAAAAUUAGAGGAUGAGAAAGUUACUAGGUCUAAUGAUACAAAACUAGAACCUUUGAACCAAAUUCUCGGGAAGACGGUAAAAGUUGACGAAAAUGAGUUAGAUGAGCCAGAUAAAGUUAAGGAAAGUAGUAAAUCGUUCAGAGAACAAAAACCCGAGGGUCCUCGGCACAAUGGAACUGUGCCUAAAAAGGAUGUUGAGGUACCUAACAAAAAAUUGGUUGAACCAAAAGUGCUAAUUGUUCCGGAUGAUGCAACGCAAAAAGAUACCUCAGUAAACACAAAACAUGACACACUUUACCCGUGGAGACAAAAAGAGGUACCUACAUUUGUAACAACAGAGCCAGAUUCGAAUGAAAAAGAAGUGCCUUUUUCAUGGCAUGUCAUUCCUGAAAUACCACAGGCUGAACAAACACCAGAGUUAGAGGAUAAAUAUAAACCUAUGUUACGUGAAACACAAGAAACAGUUGUGCCUUGGAGAAGGUCUAGGUCUCCACAGGCUGAAAGUGAGGGCAAAGACGAGGAAAAACCUGCUUCCUUAGGGAGCCCACAGUCCACUUUAAGCAGCCCAGACGAGAAAGUGCAAGUGGAAGAAAAAAAAGUAGAGACCGAAACGAAAAAGGCUAAACUUACAGCUCCUAAGAUAAAGAAAGCCGAAGAACUACCUGAAAUUCCUGACUAUGACAGACCUGAUCUUGAAAAGUAUGAAAAAAUCUCACCUACUCCAACCACUAGGGAAAAGCCAGAAAAGGACAAGCCGGUUGAAAAACCGAAGGUGCCCGAAAUCAAGGCGCCAGAAGAAACGCCACCUACUCCGAAAAUUGAGGUCAUACGAGAUAAAUCUCCGAAACCGGAAGCACUUAGAAAACCAUCACUGUCACCAGCACCACCUGCCAGGAGGGGAUCCCUCAUUCCACCACCUGAAGAAAUGGGAAGGCGACCAUCCCUCAUUAUAAGUGACGAGCGAAGAAAAUCAGGUGAUGUAAGAAGGCCAUCUAUUCAAGACUUGGAAGACUUGAUCAACAAACCAUCUGUUCCUCUAAAGCCUCAUGGAAAUGAGGGGCCACCACAAAUUAUUGACGCUCCAGAAAGCAACUCAGCUAUUGAAGACCAAACUGGAUAUCUUACCGUACAAGUCGAAGGUAACCCAGCACCUACAUUCAAAUUCUACAAAGGAGUAUCAGAGAUUCUAGAGGGAGGCCGUUUCAAGUUCGUAACGGACGGUGAAACAGGUCUUAUCACACUUUGCAUGAGAAAAGUGAAACCAAUCGAUGAAGGAACAUACAGGGUUGUUGUUAGCAAUAUUCAUGGAGAGGACACGGCUGAAAUGUCACUUUAUGUAUCGGAUGCCAGUGGUAUGGACUUCAGAGCUAUGCUUAAAAAGAGAAAAUACAAACAAUGGGGUGAAAAGAAAGAGGACCCGGAUUGGGGUGACUUGAAGGAAGUUGAAAAACCAAUCCCUCCUCUAAAGAAGGUGGAAAAGGGAUUAGAGACUGGAUAUUUCGAGGAGGAUGGGCAACUUGUGGUCGUAUCAGAAGGUGUCGAAAUGUAUAGAUUCCCAACGGACAGGCGCCGACACUCAUCAAAUUGGUCGUGGUUCAAGAGAUCCAAAAAUAGAAGACCGUCUCUAGCAGAACUGAUUCCGGAUUGGCCGGUGCUGCACUCGUUCAAAAGAAACGAGAAACAAGAGUCGUUCUUGAAACCUUUAGUAGAUCAAUUCGCAAAGGAAGGAAAGGAUAAGAAAGUGACGUUUGAAGCCAUUUUCACAAAACCUAAUGCUAAACCGAAAUGGUUUUUCCGUAAGGAUGAAUUAUUCCCAGGUUCUAAGUAUAAAAUGACUAACGAGCAAGAUUCCUAUAAAUUAAUCAUAUUCAACCCCAAAGUUGAAGAUACAGGUAAAAUUAGUAUUGAAAUUGGUGGUAUUAACUCCACCGCCUUCUUACAAGUGGAAGAGCCUGAUCCCACAUACACCUUUACGAAAAAUCUAAAGAAGACCCUUACUGGAUAUACGAAACAUGAAGUCGUUUUAGAGUGCGUUGUUUCAAACAGCCUAGCUAUUGUUUCUUGGUGGAAAGGGGAAUCAAAACUUGAAGAUGGGGAAGAGUUCCAGAUCUCAAAGGAUUUAUCUGGCGUUUGUAAAUUAGCAAUUAAGAAAGCUAAAAUGGAAGAUGCAGGAAAAUAUUCCUGUAAGAUUGAAAAACAAGCUGAUAAAACUGAUUGUGAUGUUAAAAUUGUAGAAUACCCAUACAAAUUCACCAAGGUACUGAAAUCACAGCAGGCAAUUGAAAAAGAUACUAUAACUCUACUUUGUGAACUGGAUGACGCAGCUGGUGAUGUUAAAUGGUACAAGGAUGAUCAGCCUAUAAAACCAGACAAGCGAAUUGUGAUAGCAAAAGAAGGACGCAAACGAAAGGUGGUCAUUAAAGAUGCGAAAGUUACAGAUGCUGGCAACUUCAAGUGUGUCAGUAAUGCUGAUGAGACUACUUGCGAAUUGACUGUUAAAUAUUCUAAUCGCUUCAACAAGAAGUUGAAGGAUACAGAAGGAGUUGAACGGGACAAGGUUGUACUCGAAAUCGAAUUACAGGAUCAGACUGCGGAAGCGGUGUGGUCUUUCAACGGGGAACCUAUUGUACCUAAUGAUAGGGUUGAAAUCAAGAAUCUGGGUGGUGGAAAACACCAACUGAUCUUUAAUAAAUUAGAAAUGGACGAUGAAGGUGAAAUUCUCUGUCAAUCUGGCGAACUUACUUCCUCUUGUAAGCUGACAGUUAAGAAGGGCGAGUCUAAGCCUCAGAUUGAAUGUCCCGAUGAGUUUAACGGUCCAGCUGGACAUCAAUUCGUCAUCGAAGUGCCUUAUAAAAUUUAUGGCACGCGUCAAACACCAAUAGAAGCCAAGUUGCUCAAGGACGGUAAACCACUGCCUAACAAAGAAAUCGAGGCAGUAGUAGAACAAGAGAAAGUUCUAUUCAAGGUCAAAAAACCAACAAGAGAAGCUUCUGGUAAAUACCAGAUUAAGCUUUCGAAUGCUCAGGGAGAAGAUUCUAAAGAUGUCAACAUCAUCAUGCAAAGUGUUCCUUCAGUACCUCAGGAUGUUGAGGUUACAGAAGUGUUCCAGACGUCUUGCGUAGUUGCAUGGAAAGCUCCCCAAGAUGAUGGAGGUUCACCAAUCAUUAAAUAUAUUAUUGAGAGACAGGAUCUGUCACUCAAAGCUGCAUGGGAUAGCGUAGCAGACGUAGCAUACGGUGAACCUACAAAAUACAAGGUUGAAGAUCUUAUUCCAAAGAAGACUUACAAAUUCAGGAUCCGGGCUGUUAACAAAAUUGGUUCUAGUGAGCCUGGUCUCUUUGCCAAGCCAGUAUUGGCUAAAGAUCCAUGGGAUGAACCAUCGAAACCAAAGGGUGUGGAACUUACAGACUGGGACAAAGAUCAUGCAGAUAUUAAAUGGCAAAAACCAGAUAACGAUGGUGGUGCACCAAUCACUGGAUACGUUAUUGAAUAUAAGGAAAAAUUCGGCAAGGACUGGGUAAAGGGCGUAGAAGUACCUGGAGAUGCUUUAUCAGCUACCCAGACUGGACUAAAAGAAGGCGGCACUUACGAAUUUAGAGUUCGCGCGAUUAACAAGGCUGGUCCCGGUGAACCCAGUGAUGCAACUAAACCUGUCAUUGCUAAGUGCAGAUUUGUUAAACCUUAUAUCGUUGGUGAGGGCUUGCAAAGUAUGAUCAUCAAAAAGGGUCAAGUAAUCAGCUUCGAUAUAAAAUAUGGUGGUGAACCUGAGCCGGAAGUAAAGUGGAUACUAGGAGAAGAGGAAAUCCAUGACGAUGGAGAUCGUAUCACCAUUGACAAGUACGAAAAGAACACCGUCCUUACAGUCCGGAGGACCACCAGGCCCGACAGUGGGAAAUACAAGCUGGUGCUCACCAACUCAUCUGGCACUUGCGAAAGCAUUGCUGAUGUUGUCGUUUUGGAUAAACCUAACCGUCCAAACGGUCCAAUCGAGGUUGUGGAUGUUCGCGCCGAAAAGGCUACAGUGAAAUGGAAGAAGCCAGACGAGUUCCAGGGAUCCGACAUAACCGGAUAUACACUCGAAAAGAUGGACAUGGACACUGGCAACUGGGUACCAUGUGGUGAAUGUGGGGUUGAGCCUACAGAAUUCACGGUAAAGGGCCUCACACCAAACCACAAGUACAAGUUCAGGGUACGAGCUGUCAACAAGGAGGGCGAGUCUGAACCUUUGGAGACCGAUGGAUUCAUCGUCGCUAAGAAUCCAUAUGACCCGCCAAAGGCUCCAGGCAAGCCCACUAUCAUAGACUACGACAACAUGUCUGCCACACUGCAAUGGGAGGCACCCAAGGACAAUGGUGGACGUCCAGUACUUGGUUAUGUCAUAGAGAUGAAAGACAAGUUCACUGCUGAUUGGAUUGAAGUUCUAAAGACAGAAGAUGUAAAGACAGAAGCCAAAGUAGAGGGUCUGAAAGAGAAGAUGAUCUACCAGUUCCGCGUGAAAGCCUACAACAAAGCAGGUGUCGGUGAUGCUUCAGAACCUACAGAAAACCAUCUUUGCAAGCACAGAAACUUGAAGCCACGCAUCGAACGUAUCACCUUCAAGUCUGUUAUCAUUAAAGCGGGACGCACGCACAAGUGGUCCGUCGACGUUACGGGUGAACCUCCACCGGAGACCACAUGGUCUUGGCGUGAAAACGUAAAGCUAGUGAACACAGAACGCAUCAAGAUCGAGAAUGUGGACUACCACACAGACUUCACAAUCGUGAACGCAGUGCGCCGCGACACUGGCAAAUAUACCCUCCGCGCCGAAAACUGCAACGGUUUCGAUGAGGAGACUGUCGAACUUACCGUUCUGAGCAAGCCUAGCGCGCCUAAAGGGCCACUGGAGGUGACAGGCAUCCAUGCAGAAGGCUGCAAGGUCAGCUGGGAGAAACCGGAAGACGAUGGCGGUUCUCCUGUCAAGGAGUACGAACUUGAGAAGAUGGACCUCGCUACAGGCAAAUGGGUCCGUGUUGGCAGAGUUGCUGGUGACAAGAAGCCUCUUGAAAUGGAAGUGACCGGUCUAGAACCGGGCCACCAAUACAAGUUCAGAGUUACGGCUGUCAACGACGAAGGAGAUUCCGAGCCAUUGGAGACCGAGAAGGCUAUUGUCGCCAAGAAUCCAUUCGAUGUAGCCGACAAGCCCGGCAACGUAGAAGUUGCAGAUCAUGACAACCAAAGCGCUGAGAUCAAAUGGGACCCUCCCAAGUCCGACGGCGGUGCGCCCAUACAGAAGUACAUCAUACAGAAGAGGCCGAAAGGUGGAGACUGGGAGAACGCAGCAGAAGUGCCCGGUUCAGCAACGUCAGGCAAAGUGGAAGGACUGCCCGAGGGUAGCGAAUACGAGUUCCGUGUCAUUGCUGUCAACAAGGCCGGACCGUCUGAAGCCUCUGAGCCUAGCAAGAUGACAACAAUCAGGCACAAAGCAUUGAAACCUCGCAUUGACCGCACAAAUCUGAAGGCGCUUGCAGUGCGAGCCACCAAACCUAUAUUCUUCGAUGUGAACGUCCGAGGCGAACCUGCACCCAAGGUGCAAUGGUUCCAGAAGUGGAAGAACGAAGAAAAGGAGGUUACCGAAAAUGUAAUUAACGUGGAUUACAACACUAAAUUGGACAUCAAAGAGUCUGUACGCUCGAUGACCGGCACCUACCGUAUCGUUGCCACCAACGAACACGGCAAAGACGAGGCCGAAGUAGAAAUCACCGUGCUAUCAGCUCCCGGCAAACCUGGUGGUCCACUUAAGGUCACCGAUGUCACCAAGAACGGCUGCAAGCUUGCUUGGAAGAAGCCCGAAGACGACGGUGGCAAACCAGUUACCGGUUAUGUAGUCGAGAAGCUCAACAAAGCUACAGGACGUUGGGUGCCUGUCGGCAAAACUGAUGAUACAGAAAUGGAGAUCAAGGGCUUGCAAGAAGGCGAGGAAUACGAGUUCCGAGUCAGGGCCAUCAACGAUGAGGGAGAAUCUGAGCCGCUGAAGACCGAUCAUUCUAUCGUGGCUAAGAAUCCUUACGAUAUCCCUGGCAAACCUUCCACACCUACCAUCGAAGACUGGGAUGUAGAUCGCGUGGACCUCAAAUGGGAAGCGCCCAAGAACAACGGAGGUGCACCCAUCACUGGCUAUAUUAUCGAGAAGAAGGAGAAAUAUGGGCAUUGGCAAGAGGCGCUUGUUACUACGACGCCAGAAUGCAAAGCCCGUGUACCAGAACUGAAAGAAGGCAACACAUAUCAAUUCAGAGUACGCGCUGUGAACAAAGCUGGUCCCGGUGAACCCGGGGAGCCUACUCAACCGCACGUUGCUAAGGCCAGAUUCUUGAAACCGCACAUCAACCGUGACAAGAUGGUCGCGAUUCGCGUUAGAGCUGGGACGAACAUCAAACUUGAUGUUGACAUCAAGGGUGAACCCCCACCGACCAAGACCUGGACGUUUGCCAACAAGGUCGUUGAGAACGGCCCAGGCAUCAAGCUAGAGAACGAGGACUAUAGUACGAAACUGCAGAUUUUCGAGUCCUCGUGGAAGAACACCGGCAUUUACACUUUGAAGGCCGAGAACGACUCUGGAGUUGAUGAAGCCACAGUUGAGAUCACUGUUCUUGAUAAGCCAGGCAAACCUGAAGGUCCACUUGAAGUAUCGGACGUCCAUGCUGAGCACGUGAAACUUGCAUGGAAAAAGCCCAAACACACUGGAGGACUUCCACUCAGUGCCUUUAUUGUGGAGAAGAUGGAUACCCUCACUGGAAAAUGGAGUCCAGCGGGUACCAUCGAUCCUGAUGUCACCGAGGCUACUGUUACUGGUCUAGAACCAGGUCACACAUACCAAUUCCGUGUUAAGGCACUGAACGAAGAAGGGGAGUCUGAACCUCUGGACACGGACCAUGGCAUCCUCGCCAAGAACCCAUACGACGUACCAGCGCCACCUGGCCUGCCAGACAUCGUGGAUUGGGAUGAAAAAUCCGUCAAACUUAAAUGGGAACCUCCGAUUAGAGAUAACGGUGCUCCCAUCACAGGAUACAUUAUUGAAGUCAUGGAUAGAGAUAGAGGAGAGUUUGUUAAGGCAGCCGAAGUCAACGGCAACGUCUGCCAAGGCACAGUGCCGAAAUUGGAGGAAGGCAACCAGUAUCAAUUCAGAGUGCGUGCUCUUAACAAGGCUGGUAAAUCCGAACCUUCGGAGAACACAACUUGGCAUACUGCUAAGGCACGAUUCUUGAAACCAAGAAUCGACCGCACAAACCUCAACCCGAUCUCAGUCAAAGCUGGACUGCCAGUCUCCCUGGAUGUGAAGGUCUUCGGAGAGCCUCCAGCCAAGGUCACUUGGUACUUCCAGGGCCAGGAGUUAAGCAACCGGGAGAAUCUGGAAAUCAUCAAUGUAGACUAUAACACUAAGUUCCUUAUGACCAAGAGCAAGCGUGCAAAUACUGGCAAAUAUGUAAUCAAGGCCAAGAAUGAAGUCGGCGAAGAUGAAGCUGAAGUAGAGAUAACUAUUCUUGGCAAACCAUCCAAACCCAAGGGUCCAUUAGAUGUAGCGGACGUUACAAAGAAUGGAUGCACAUUGUCUUGGAAGAAGCCAGAAGACGAUGGUGGAUCGCCUAUCGAAUACUACGAGAUUGAAAAAUUGGAUCCACUUACUGGUCAAUGGUUGCCAUGCGGCACGGCCAAGGACACGAAGGCAAAUGUAACUGGCUUGUCAGAAGGCAAGCCGUACAAGUUCCGCGUGAAGGCUGUUAACAAGGAGGGAGAAUCUGAAGAAUUGGAAACUGAGAAGCCCAUUAUUGCUAAGAAUCCCUUCGAUGAACCCGGUAAACCAGGCCGUCCAGAACCACGCAACUGGGACAAAGACUUCGUGGAACUGGAAUGGUCCGCGCCAAAGGACGACGGCGGUGCCCCCAUCACUGGUUACAUCAUCCAGAAGAAGGAAAGGGGAGAAAGAACAUGGCAAGAUUGCCUUCGCACUACCGGCGAGCGUCCAACAGGCCGCGUGACCGAUGUUGAUGAAGGACAUGAAUAUCAGUUCCGCGUUAUCGCCCUCAACAAGGCUGGGCAGAGUGAACCCUCUGAACCCAGCAAGCCAGUCAUUGCCAAGCCCAGAUUUUUGGCACCCAAAAUCGAUCGCAAAAACUUACAAAGCCGCAAGAUCAAGGUCGGCCAACUCCUCAAGUUGGAGGCUGAUGUUAAGGGCGAACCUGAACCUACAAUCACUUGGACUUUCAAAGAGAAAACCCUCAAGAGCGAUGAGAGGUUGAAGAUUGAGAAUGUGGACUACCACACGUCGUUCAAUCUCCAGAAAUUGACAAAGGAAGAUGGUGGAAAGUAUGUGGUGACAGCGAAGAAUGAAUCUGGUACUGAUUCAGUGGAAAUCGAGAUCACGGUUGUAAGCAAGCCGUCUAAACCAAAGGGACCAUUGAAGGUAUCUGACGUCAAAGCAGACGGUUGUAAACUCAAAUGGGAAGCACCGGAAGAUGAUGGCGGUGAACCAAUUGAGAGCUACGUUGUUGAGCGAAUGGACACCGAAUCCGGAAGAUGGGUGCCCGUUUGUACCACCAAAACACCGGAAGCUGACGUCACAGGGCUGAAUGAAGGAAAAGAUUAUAUGUUCAGAGUUAAGGCUGUCAAUCCUGAGGGCGAGAGUGAGCCGUUGGUCACUGAAACUGCGACCACUGCCAAGAAUCCUUAUGGCGAACCAGAUGCACCAGGCAAGCCCGAGUUCAAGGACUGGAGUGCGGAUCACGUUGACCUCAAAUGGGAAAAACCCGCGAACGAUGGCGGCGCACCCAUUACAGCGUAUAUCGUGGAAAAGAAAGACCGCGAUACCGGCAAAUGGGUUAAAGCUGCUGAGGUUCCCGGACAUAAAACAGAUGCCCGCAUACCAGAUUUAAUCGAAGGGAAAACAUACCAAUUCCGAGUGAAGGCCGUUAACAAGGCCGGCCCAGGCAAACCGUCCACGGCAUCCGAGAAUCUGCUUGCCAAGGAUAGGUUUGCUCCGCCUAAGAUCGACAGAACUAACAUGCGUGAUCUCACGCUUAAGGCUGGGCAGAACAUCAGGUUGGACGUCAAGGUCACUGGCGAACCUCCACCGACAAAGACAUGGUUCCACAACAAGGAGCGUCUGUCCUCAAGGGAUGACCUGACUGUAGACGUGGAAGACUACAAGACGAAACUCUCAGUGAUGAUUGCAUCGCGCAAACACAGCGGCACAUACGUGCUGAAGGCUGAAAACAGCAGCGGAAAAGAUGAAGCAACCAUACAAGUUAUUGUAUUGGAUGUGCCUGCUAAGCCUGAGGGACCAUUGAAGAUCUCCGAUGUCCACAAAGAGGGUUGUCAACUCAAAUGGAAUGCACCUUUGGACGACGGUGGUGCUCCCAUUGAUCACUACCUAGUUGAGAAACUAGACACAGAAACCGGUAGAUGGUUGCCGGCAUUGAAAACCAAGGAACCAAAAGCAGAAAUAGAGAACUUGGUACCCGGGCACGAGUACAAGUUUAGAGUAUCUGCUGUAAACAACGAAGGAGUUUCUGAGCCUUUGGAGGGAGAACAAUCUAUUAUUGCUAAGAAUCCAUUCGAUGAGCCCGGCAAACCAGGGACACCGGAAAUCCUGGACUGGGACAAGGAACACGUGGACCUCAAAUGGGAGAAACCCAUCAAAGAUGGUGGUGCUCCCAUCACAGGCUACAUUGUUGAAAAGAGGGAAGUUGGUUCCACCAAGUGGCUCAAGGCUUGUGAGGUUGGACCAAACGACAACAACAAAGUGACAGUGCCGAACCUGGACGAGGGUACAGAGUACGAAUUCAGGGUAAAGGCUGUCAACGAGGCCGGCCCUGGUGAACCCAGUGACGCUAGCAAGUCUGUCACUUGCAAGCCUAGGAGAUUGGCACCGAAGAUCGACCGUCGCAAUCUCCGUCCUAUCAAAGUACGCGAAGGAGAACCAAUCUCCCUUGACGUCAAGGUCACGGGAGAACCUGCGCCUGAUGUUACGUGGACUCUGAACGGCAAGACUGUCAGCAGCGGCAAUGGUCUUAAACUUAUCAACGUUCCAUACCUGAGCAAGUAUCAACAUUCCAGUCCUCGACGCAAGGACGCCGGUACAUACAAAAUCCAGGCUAUCAACAAAUAUGGCUCUGACACAGCUGAACUUGAAAUUACUGUCACAUCUAAGCCAGAAAAACCCGAAGGCCCCUUAGAAGUGUCGGACAUCCAUAAGGACGGUUGCACACUCAAGUGGAAGAGGCCCAAGGAUGAUGGCGGUGAACCAAUUGAAGCGUACCAGGUUGAGAAAUACGACCCAGAGACAGGUUCUUGGGUUCCAGUUGGAAAGACCCUCGGAAAUGUGCCUGAAAUGGAGGUCGAUGGCUUAAUACCCGGUCAUGAAUACAAGUUCCGAGUAAAGGCGAUCAACAAAGAGGGUGAAUCCGAACCAUUGGAAACCUUUGGCUCUAUUGUUGCCAAGGAUCCAUUCACCGUACCGGAAGCACCAUCUGCCCCCGUACCCGACGACUGGUCGGCUACCCAUGUGGACCUCAAAUGGGAACCGCCAGUAUCGGACGGUGGGUCACCAAUCAUUGGCUACAUCAUCGAGAGAAAAGACAAAUACAGCCCGCUUUGGGAGAAGGCUGUGGAAACCCACACGCCUACUCCUUCAGCUACUGUUAAUGGACUCAUCGAAGGAAACGAAUACCAGUUCCGAGUUAUCGCCAUCAACAAGGCUGGUCAGAGCAAACCUUCAGAAAGCAGCAAGAACUUCGUGGCUAAGCCGCGAUUCUUGGCUCCCAAGAUCGACAGGAGACAUCUUCGUGAUGUGACUCUAUCUGCAGGAUCCUCGCUUAAGCUGGAGGCGGCUAUCUCUGGUGAACCUGCUCCUGCGGUGGAAUGGAGAUACCAGAACAUGCCUCUACGUGCGUCCAAGGCCGUCACAAUCGAUAGUCCGGACUACUUCACAAAGCUUAGCAUUCGCCCAGUUAGGAGGGACGACUCUGGUGAAUACACCGUUACAGCUGUCAACUCGAGUGGCAGAGAUACCGUCACCAUCAAUGUGGUCGUCACUGACAAGCCUGCUAAACCUGAAGGACCACUACAGAUCUCAGACGUCCACAAAGACGGCGCGACACUCAAAUGGAAGAGACCAAAAGACGAUGGCGGCACUCCUAUCGAGUACUACCAGAUCGACAAACUUGACACUGACACCGGUGUCUGGGUACCGUGUGCCCGUUCUGAGGAACCUAGAUGUGAAGUAACUGGUUUAACUCCCGGCAAGGAAUACAAAUUCCGUGUAUCCGCUGUUAAUUCGGAAGGCGAAUCUGAACCUCUGAUCUCAGAGGAUAAGAUCGUCGCUAAGAAUCCCUUCGACGAACCUGGCGCUCCAGGCACCCCAUCAGUCACAGACUGGGAUAAAGACCACGUUGACCUCAAAUGGGCCCCGCCCAGAGAGGACGGUGGCGCUCCCAUCGAAGGAUACAUCAUUGAGAAGAAGGAUAAGUUCGGAAACUGGGAGAAGGCCCUCGAAGUACCGGCUGAUAAGACCGCUUGUACUGUUCCUGAUUUAGUGGAAGGACAGACUUAUGAGUUCCGUGUAAGGGCCGUAAAUAAGGCCGGACCAGGUGUCCCAAGUGACAGCACACAUCCCAUUGUCGCCAAGCCCAGAAACCUUGCGCCUAAGAUUGAUAGGACAAACUUGAUUGAUAUCAAGAUUAAGGUUGGACAGAAGUUUGGAUUCGAUGUCAAGGUUACCGGUGAACCAAUGCCAGAAACAAAAUGGUUCCUUGGCAAGAGAGAAGUUAAGUCUUCAGGCGAGAUGAAGGUUCAGCAUUCCGACUAUAACACCAAACUGAACUGCAAGGCAGCUAAUAGGUCUGACAGUGGAAGAUAUACGAUUACUGCUGAGAACUCUAACGGAAAAGACGUUGCUGAGGUUGAGGUCAUUGUAUUAAGCGCACCUAGCCCACCGGGAGGACCACUUAAGGUGUCCGACGUUCAUGCCAAUGGUGCGAAACUUUCAUGGAACCCACCAGCUGACGAUGGAGGUCAACCCGUCGAGAAAUACAUCGUGGAACGUAUGGAUGAGGCCACGGGCAGAUGGGUAAAUGCUGGUGAAACAGAUGGUCCUCAAACUAACCUUGCAGUUGAUGGUUUACAACCGGGACAUAAGUACAAGUUCAGAGUCCGAGCUGUUAAUAGACAAGGCAAAUCAGAGCCACUCACAACACCACACGCCACAGAAGCAAAGAAUCCAUUUGACGUUGCCGGCAAACCUGGCACGCCAAGGAUUAAAGACUUUGACAAGGACUUCGUUGAACUGGAAUGGACCAGGCCAGACACAGAUGGCGGUGCACCAAUUACUGGAUAUGUUAUUGAGAAGAAGGAUCGCUUCGCACCCGAUUGGGAGGAGUGUGCUCAGAUCGAAGGUGAUGUCACAACCGGAAAGGUACCAGAUCUCAUCGAAGGCAACACGUACGAAUUCCGAGUUCGUGCAGUCAACAAAGCCGGAAAGGGUAUCCCAAGCGAUGGAACUGGCCCACACCUGGCCAGGCCUAAGAAUCUGCCACCUAAGAUCGACAGGAACUUCAUGUUUGACAUCAAAAUCAAGGUCGGACAGAACUUCGAACUUGACGUGCCAGUUGCAGGGGAACCAACUCCAAGCAAGGAAUGGCUUAAUGGAGACAACAUGGUACUUAAUACAGACAGAAUCAAGAUUGUAAAUGAUACUCAUGCAUCUAAAAUCAGAGUUAUUGACGCUAAGCGUGCAGACUCUGGCACUUAUACUCUCAAAGCCAAGAAUAUCAAUGGCACAGAUUCUGCUACGGUCAAGAUUGUGGUUAUGGAUGUUCCACUACCACCAGAAGGUCCAUUAAGGGUUGAUGACAUCACCAAGAAUGGUUGCUCACUCAGAUGGAGACCACCCAAAGAUGACGGUGGAAGUGAAAUCACUCACUACGUUGUUGAGAAGAUGGACCAAGAAAACCUCCGUUGGGUCCCCGCUGGAGACGUACAGGGCUGUUACAUUCGCAUUGACCACCUUAUUGAAGGUCACGACUACAAUUUCCGUGUUCGAGCUGUCAAUAGACAUGGGGAAUCUCAACCUCUUAUUGGUCACGAGCCUAUUACCGCUAAAGAUCCCUACGGAACCCCAGACAAACCAGGUACCCCAGUUGUCAAAGACUGGGACAAGGAUCACAUGGACUUGGAAUGGGUACCGCCAAAGAAGGACGGUGGCUCUCCCAUUACUAGUUACAUUAUAGAGGCCAAGAAGAAGUAUGGUCCUUGGGAACUUGCUGCUACUGUACCAGGAAACCAAACCACUGCCACAGUUCCGGGAUUACAGGAAGGAGAAGAAUACGAAUUUAGAGUUAUUGCUGUUAACAAGGCUGGAAACGGAGAGCCUUCUGAUGCAUCUGCAUCACAGGUAGCUAAGGCUAGGUUCUGUGCUCCCACCUUCGACAAAAUGCUUCUUGCUGACAAGACUGUCAAAGCUGGACAAAGGAUUCAAUAUGAAAUCCCGAUAGAAGCAUCUCCAAAGCCAACAGUCGAAUGGCAAAUCAACGGCAAACUCGUACAUCCAUCCGACCGAAUCGAUAUCCAGAUUAUGCAUAACAGGGUUAUUCUAGACAUUCCAUUUUCCGUACGCUCCGACGGUGGCGUUUAUAAAUUGACCCUGAAGAACGACCUUGGAAUAUGCUCGGCAAGUGCACAAGUCACUGUAUUGGACAAACCUUCCAGGCCAGAAAAACCUUUGGUUGCUUCUGACGUCACAAAAGACUCUUGUUCAUUAUCAUGGAAAGUACCUUUGGACGAUGGUGGAUCACCAAUCUUGCAUUACGUUAUCGAAAAAAUGGAUCUCUCUCGUGGCACUUGGUCGGAUGCAGGAAUGAGUACGUUUUUAUCCCAUACUGUGUCAAGAUUAAUACAUAUGAAGGAAUACUUGUUUAGAGUUAGUGCGGUUAACGCGAUCGGUCAAUCUGAGCCAUUAGAAUUAGAUCGCGCAAUUGUCGCGAAGAAUGAGUUCGACGAACCUUCUGCUCCCGGUAAACCUGAGGCUACCGACUGGAGCAAGAAUCACGUCGACUUACAAUGGACUCCGCCUAAAUCUGACGGUGGAGCACCCAUUACUGGCUAUAUUAUUCAAAAGAAAGAAAAGGGCAGCCCAUACUGGGUCAAUGCUGCACAUGUACCACCUGGGAAAAACAAAGCUACUGUGCCCGAUCUGAUUGAAGGUCAAGAUUAUGAAUUCCGUGUCAUUGCAGUUAACCAAGCUGGGCAAUCAGAACCAAGUGAACCUUCAGAUAUAAUCACAGCUAAGGACAGAUUUGUCGCGCCUAAGAUUCUCACACCACUUAAAGAGAUUCGUAUCAAGGCUGGUCUCAUCUUCCACUUUGAUGUUGACUUUAUUGGUGAACCUAUUCCUGAAGUUAAAUGGACAUGCGAUGGCAAGCCAGUUAUAACAAACGAAAGAACUACUGUGACGUCAGUCGGUCACCACACUAUCGUCCACACUGUAAACUGCAAGAGGUCAGAUGCUGGUAAAUACCACCUCUCGUUGAAAAACGAUUCCGGAUCCGAUGAGGGUAGCUUUGAUGUAAUUGUACUGGAUGUUCCUGGACCACCACAACCUCCAUUUGAAUAUGAAGAAAUAACUGCCCAAUCCGUUACUUUGUCAUGGAAACCACCUAAAGACAACGGUGGUAGCGAACUUACAGGUUACGUUAUUGAGAAACGUGAUUUGACACAUGGCGGUGGAUGGGUACCAGCUGUCACAUACAUAAAUCCGAAAUACAACCAUGCAACUGUACCACGACUUUCUGAAGGAACAAAAUACGAAUUUAGAGUAUUCGCUGAAAAUUUACAGGGACGAUCUGAACCAUUAGUAACAGACAAACCAGUUGUUGCCAAGAACCAAUACACGGUACCUGGCAAACCGGGUAAGCCAGAACUUGUUUCUGCGGAUAAGGAUCAUAUCAAGAUCAAAUGGCCAUCACCGAUUUCUAACGGUGGAUCCAGCAUUAUCGGUUAUGAUGUUGAAAGAAAAGAUAAAGCUACUGGCCGCUGGAUAAAAAUGAACAGAGAACCGGUCCGGCUCAACGAAUACAACGAUGACAGGGUCCAAGAGGGCCAUCAAUACGAAUACAGAGUCUCUGCUGUUAACGCAGCUGGACCUGGCCAACCUUCUGACCCCUCUAACGUUAUCAUCGCUAAACCAAUGAAGGAAAAACCGAAGUUAUGGUUAGACAGCCUCAUCGGUCGCAAAAUCAAGGUUAGGGCCGGCGAACCGAUCAAUAUAAACAUUCCAAUUUCCGGUGCUCCUACACCGACUAUCACAUGGGCUAAGGGAGCCAUCCCGGUUGUUCCUUCAUAUAGAAUUACAGCUGAAACUAAAGCUGAAGAGACUAAGCUUAGCAUUGAGAAAUCGACUCGCGAAGAUGCAGGCAAGUACACUAUCACUGCAUCCAAUGAACAUGGAAAAGACUCUGCCGAUAUUGAAGUUAUUGUAGUUGACAAACCUGGAAUACCUAAAGGCCCGCUGUCUUGCAUGCCAGUCACACAUGAUGCCAUGAGCCUGACAUGGCUGCCACCCGCCGACGACGGUGGCAGUGAAAUCACCGGCUACGUAGUGGAAGUUGCUGAAUUUGGUGUUAAUGACUGGCGAACGGUCGCUGGAUUCUGUCCCAAAUGCUCAUUCACUGUUAAGAAUUUGACUGAAGGCAAGAAGUACGUCUUCAGAGUUCGCGCAGAAAACUUAUACGGCGUAUCUGAGCCAUUAGAGAGCAAAGCAAUCGUUGCUAAAAUGCCAUUCGAUCCACCAGAUGCACCUGAUACACCUAAGAUCACAGGCUACAGUGCAAAUAGCUGCUCCCUUGAAUGGCAACCGCCAUUGAACUGCGGUGGAAAACCCAUUACGGGCUAUAAUCUUGAAAAGAGAGAACGUGGUGGUGAAUGGAUUAAAAUCAACAAUUAUCCAACACCAAAUACGUGCUACACAGUCCAAGACCUACGUGAAGGAAGCCGCUAUGAGUUCCGCGUCAUUGCCGUCAACGAAGCCGGUCCAGGCAAACCAAGCAAACCUACGGAACCUAUUGUUGCACAGACUCAAAGGCUAAAACCAAGCGCACCGGAGGCGCCCAAGCCGGAUAGAGUGACAAAAGACUCUGUUACAUUAUCAUGGAGACCGCCAAAAUCCGAUGGUGGAUCUAAAAUCAAGGGCUAUAUCGUUCAACAGAAAGGUAAGGGAGACAAAGAUUGGAAAGACGUCAAUGACGUGCCCAUCCCGAGCCUCGUUCACACUAUACCAAAACUUAAAGAAGGCGCAGAAUAUCAAUUCAGAGUCAUCGCUGUUAAUGAGAUUGGCAAAUCUGAACCGAGUAAACCCACAAGCGACAUCACGAUCGCUGAACAACCUAACAAACCAUGCAUGGAUCUCAGUGGAGUUCGAGAUAUUACUGUACGUGCUGGUGAAGACUUCUCUAUUCAUGUACCUUACACCGGCUUCCCACAACCAACUGCGUCAUGGUUUGCUGACGACAAACAGCUCGAUGUCGAUGGUGACUCGAGAAUAUUCCAGAAACUUACACCCGAAUCAGCGUCGCUUGUGGUCAAAAAUGCAAAGAGAACAGAUGGAGGUCAAUACCGUUUGCAGUUACGCAACCCAUCUGGCUAUGACACAGCCACAAUUAAUGUACGUGUGCUCGACAGACCUGGAAAACCAGAGAAUUUGCGUGCAGAAGAAUUCGAGGGUGAAGCACUCACCUUGUACUGGAACCCGCCUAAAGAUAACGGUGGCGGUGAUAUUACAAAUUACGUCGUAGAGAAACGUGAAGCUCGCACACCUACAUGGACUAAAGUAUCUGGUUAUGUCACGACACCGUUCCUACGGGUGAAGAAUUUGACAGUUGGCAAGAGCUACGAGUUUAGAGUUAUGGCUGAGAACCAAUAUGGUCAAUCAGAGCCCGCGCAGACACUUGAGCCAAUCCGAGCCAGACAUCCAUUCGAUCCACCCAGUGCUCCGGGUACACCAACGUCGGUCGAAACUACGGAAUCUUCCAUCACGGUUACUUGGACGAAACCGCGCACUGAUGGAGGAUCUCCGAUUACGGGUUACAUCUUGGAGAAGAGGUUAAUUACGGAGGACAAAUGGACGAAGGCGUCCCACGCACACAUUCCAAACACAACUUACAAAGUACAAGGGUUGAUAGAAAACCAUGAAUAUGAGUUCCGCGUAUCUGCUGUCAAUGCCGCAGGUCAAGGCCCGUACUCUCAAAGCUCGGACGCCAUUCGCGCAUGCGCGCCGCCAUCAGCUCCCCGCAUUACAAGCGAUCUCAGCCUUCGUGACAUCACUGUCAUCGCUGGAGAUGAGAUUAAGAUUACAGUGCCUUUUACUGGAAACCCAAGACCGAAGGUGUCAUGGAUAAUAAACAACGAAGAAGUAUUCCCGGAUCAUCGUAUCCGUUUCGAUACUACGGACAUAAACACGGUGUUUAUAAACUCGUGUGCCAAACGUUCCGACACUGGCUCCUACACUGUGCAAUUGAUCAACAGCGAAGGCUCAGACAGCGGCACUUGCAGGGUGCUAGUGGUAGACAAGCCAUCACCACCAGUGGGCCCAUUGGACGCUUCAGACAUCACGCCUGAUACGUGCACGUUGUCAUGGAAACCACCACUAGACGAUGGCGGAUCGCCUAUCACCAAUUAUAUUGUGGAGAAGUUGGACAAUACUGGAGUAUGGUCGAAGACAUCAUCGUUUGUCCGCAACAGCCAUUACAACGUGAUGGGUCUUGAACCGAACAGGAAGUACAUGUUCCGCGUUCGCGCUGAAAACCAGUACGGAGUGUCUGAACCAUUGGCGAUGGACGACUACGUCACUGCCAAGUUCCCAUUCACGAUUCCCGAUCCACCGGGCGUACCAAGAGUUAUCGAUUGGGAUGGCUCAACAGCCACCGUCAUAUGGGAUAGGCCGAGGUCCGAUGGAGGCGCUCGCAUACAAGGAUACAAGAUCGAGUUCAGAGACGUACAAGACAAUGUAUGGGCCAGUGCUGAUUAUCUUGUCAAGGAUUGCAACUACCAGGCCUACAACUUAGAACCCGGUCACGAAUACGAGUUCCGCGUGCGUGCCAAGAACGCGGCUGGCUUCAGCAAAUAUUCAGCAAGCUCGCAACCGUUCAAGGUUCGCGGCAAAGCCGGACCGCCAUCUGCACCAAGGUCGCCUCGCGUCUUACGCGUUGGCAGGAACUAUGUCGACGUUGCCUGGGAUGCACCGGCCUCUGAUGGAGGUUCGCGUAUUACUGGAUACAUUAUUGAACGCCGUGAACUCACAAGCUCCGUUUGGCUCAAGUGCAACGACUACACAGUUUUGGACACGAGCUUCACAGCGCUCAAUCUCAGUGAAAAGGCUGAUUUUGAAUUCAGGAUUAUUGCUGUAAAUUCUGCUGGUAAAUCUGAACCAUCAAGCUGCACAACACCAGUACGAACCGGUGAAGAAGUUGGUGGAGCUAAGCCAGAAUGGCUUAAACAGAUGUCACCAACGAUAUGUGCGCCACUUGGCAGGCCCUACACUCUCGAAUGUGUCGCUUCAGGAAGUCCAGUACCCACGGGGCGCUGGUUGAAGAACGGCAGGGAAGUCGUACUUGGAACAAGACUUAUCGCAGAAUCUCGCGAAGGAACACUAAGACUGAACAUCCUAGAGGCUACAGACGCGGAUGAGGGUGACUACACAUGUGAAGCCAGUAACACCCUUGGAAGCAUUCACUGCACAGCACAUCUUAAGAUCGGAAGCCCGCCACGCAUUACAAGAAUGCCUGGUGAUCUCCACCUACCAGAGCACGACAACACAAAGAUCAAGAUCUUAUACUCUGGAGAUCAACCCGUGGAUGUUACAAUCAGCAAAGAUGGGCACAAGCUAUCUGAAACGCCACACCUUAAAUACACCGUAUUCGAUGACUACAUUCUUAUAUUUAUUAAGGACAUCACUAAGGACGAUAUGGGUUCAUACAAACUGACAAUAAAGAAUAAUUCAGGUGAAACAUCAGACACAUUCUCGGUGACCGUAACUGGCCUACCCGGACCGCCACAAGGACCUUUAGAAGCUUCAGACAUUACCAGACAUACUUGUUCAUUAGCCUGGAAACCUCCCACAUACGAUGGAGGAUUACCGAUCACCCAUUAUGUCGUUGAGAGAAUGGACAUGUCUGGUACAAACUGGAUAACAAUAGCGUCUUGUGUCCGGGAUACUAAGUUUACGGUACUCGGUCUAACAGAAGGCCAGGAGUAUAACUUCAGGAUACACGCUGCUAAUGAUAAUGGUAUUGGACCUGGAUUGGAGGGCGCUAGCCCGAUUAAGGCCAAGGCUCCAUUCGACCCACCAUCAGCACCUGGAAUCCCCAACAUUUUGGAAGUUGGAGGACAUUUCGUACACCUCAAUUGGGACAAACCCGAAAACGAUGGUGGUGCAAGAAUACAGGGCUACUGGGUAGACAAACGCGAAGUUGGCUCACAGAGCUGGCAACGCGUCAACCCGACUCUGUGCGUGCCCAACCAGCUUAACUGCGCGAACCUUAUCGAGGGUCGUCAGUACGAGUUCAGGGUCAUCGCACAGAACGAAGCUGGACUUUCGCCACCAAGCACAAACAGUCAACAGGUCAAGGCCGUCGAUCCGAAGGCGGCAACACCGCCAGAGGUGGUCAAACCGCUAAGGAGUGCCAACUGCAUUCAGUACCACAAUGCCAAGUUCCAGUGUACUAUCACUGGAUCACCAAAGCCAACCAUCACUUGGUACAAGGGGGCGCGUGAGAUCAUCAACGGACCGCGCUACCGCAUCUGGAGCGAGGGUGAAAACCACUUCCUCACAGUCAUGGAUGUUUUCGGUGAAGACGCCGAUGAGUACGUGUGCAGAGCUGUUAACAAAGCUGGUGUCAAGAGCACCAGGGCUGAACUGCUGAUUAUGACUGCACCAAAACUGAACGUACCACCCAGAUUCAGGGAUGCAGCGUUCUUCGACAAGGGUGAAAACGUUGUCAUCAAGAUACCGUUCACUGGACAUCCUAUACCGAAGCUCACUUGGGUGCGUGAGGGAGAGACUAUUGAGUCUGGACUUCAUUACCACGUGGAAAGGAAAGAACGGCACGCCAUUCUCACGAUCCGCGACGCCAGCAAGAUGGACUCUGGACCUUACAGACUUACUGCCGAAAACGAAUUGGGACAAGAUUCCGCUAUUAUUAACGUCCAAAUAAGUGAUCGUCCAGAUCCACCAAGAUUCCCAGCGGUAGAUAGCAUUGGUGUUGAUUCGCUGGCAUUGUCCUGGAAAGCGCCAGUAUGGGAUGGCGGCUCAGAUAUCACGAAUUACCUCGUGGAGAAGAGAGAACAUCCCAUGUCGAGCUGGAUCAGGGUUGGAAACACCAGAUUCACAACAAUGGCGAUCACAGGCUUAGUGCCCGGCAAGCAGUACGAAUUCCGUGUAUACGCCGAGAACAUUUACGGCAGAUCAGAGCCCAGCGAACCUACUUCACUGGUACAGACCAAGGCCAUUGUCAAGAAGGAGUUCAAGAAGAAGGAAUACCCUGUUGACGAAACUGGCAAGAAGAUACGCACAAACGCCGACCACGGUCCAGUGAAAGAUUACGAUAGCUACGUGUUCGACAUCUACAGCAAAUACGUGCCACAGCCGGUCGACAUCCGGACAUGUUCGGUUUACGACAAAUAUGAUAUACUCGAGGAGAUUGGCACAGGCGCGUUCGGUGUGGUACAUCGAUGCAGAGAACGCGCUACUGGAAACUACUUCGCCGCCAAAUUCAUUCCCGUCACGAGUGCAAUGGAGAAAGAAUUAAUUAAGAAAGAGAUAGACAUAAUGAACCAACUGCAUCAUCGCAAAUUGAUUAACUUGCACGACGCGUUCGAGGACGACGACGAAAUGGUUCUUAUAUUCGAGUUCUUAUCCGGCGGUGAACUGUUCGAGCGCAUCACUGAGCCAGGUUACAACAUGAGCGAAGCAGAAGCGGCUCACUACAUGCGACAAGUGUGCGAGGGUGUGAAACAUAUGCACGAGCAAAACAUCAUACACCUGGACCUCAAGCCCGAGAACGUUAUGUGCACGACCAGGACCGGCACUGACGUGAAGAUCAUCGACUUUGGCCUUGCUACGAAGUUGGACCCGAACGAGGUUGUGAAGAUCUCAACGGGCACAGCGGAAUUCGCUGCACCAGAGAUUGUAGAGCGCGAACCCGUUGGCUUCUACACUGACAUGUGGGCAGUCGGCGUGCUCGCCUACGUCCUACUCUCCGGGUUAUCGCCGUUCGCGGGUAACAAUGACAUUGAGACCCUGAAGAACGUGAAGGCUUGCGACUGGGAGUUCGAUGAGGAGGCCUUCCAACACGUUUCAGAUGAUGCUAAGGACUUCAUCAGACGGCUUUUGGUUAAGAGCAAAGAAAAGCGUCUGACGGCACACGAGUGCCUGGCUCACAAGUGGCUGGCAGGCGAUGCCACCGCUGCCAGAACCGCCACGAUACAGGCGAGGAGAUACGAACAGAUACGCAACAGACUGCGACAGCGAUACGAGAACUGGUCAUCGUUCGUACUGCCAAUCGGUCGUCUCAGCGAGUACAGUUCACUGCGCAAAUUGCUUAUCGAGAAAUGGAAGAUCUACGACGGACAAUUCGAUCGCCGGCAAGCGGUCCCACGUUUCGUGAUCAAGCCACAAUCUGCGUUCUGCUACGAGGGGCAGUCGGUGAAGCUUUAUUGCCGCGUCAUUGCUGUCGCCACGCCCACCAUUACGUGGUCGCACAACAACCGCGAGCUGAGGCAGUCUGUCAAAUACAUGAAGAGAUACGCAGGGGACGAUUACUACUUCAUAAUCAACCGAGCGAAACUGGAGGACCGUGGAGAGUACGUCAUCAGGGCCGAAAACCAUUACGGCUUCAGAGAAGAAGUUGUCUUCCUGAACGUACAACCGGUUCCUAAAGUACAACGCCAGCAUGUGCCCGAAGCACCGCGUCGCCGUGAAGCGAUCCCAUAUACCUUCUGGCAAGAGUCGAGCGAAACGGCACCUUCCUUCACAUUCUUGCUGCGCCCGCGUGUUAUGCAAGCUAGAGACACAUGCAAGCUGUUGUGUUGUCUUAGCGGCAAACCCACACCCACUGUCAAAUGGUACAAAGACAGAAGGGAGUUGUCUAAAUACGACUAUGCGAUGACGCAAUCGGACGGCGUGGUCACGAUGGAGAUCAUUGACUGCAGGCCAGAAGACAGCGGGAAGUACACUUGCAUUGCCACCAACGUGCACGGCACUGAUGAGACCUCUUGUGUCGUCAUCGUUGAGGGUGAAGUAGUUACAGAAGAGCAAGCCGCUCUGGCACACAACCUUUUGCAUUCUGGAGAAAGGCGUUACAUAGAGAAGCCGCUGAAACCGGCGCCAGCGCCUAUCAUCACCAAGACGAAGGUGACAAUCGACCCUCCAAGCAAAUCGGGCCCUAGACCAAAGUACUCCCCACAGAGUUCAAUCGAGGCAGGUAGAUCUCAGAAGAAAUACGGCGCUAGAUUAGACUCGGACACGUCUUCUAGGUCCAGAAGCGCUACAAAGGAGCUUAUUCUACCAGCUUCAGACUCCUCAAUGUGCAAGCCUUCGUUCGCACGCGCCCUUCCAGAUGCUCUGACCGCUAAGGAUGGAGCACCUUUACUACUGUCAUGCGCAGUCAGAGGAGACCCUGACCCUAGAGUCGAGUGGUUCAAGGACGGCAAACCCCUGAAUUCUUCAGAGGUUGUCAACUUGAAAUACAAGAACGGCGUAGCGUCGCUCGCGAUCUACGAAGUUUUCCCUGAAGAUGAGGGUGUGUACUCGCUCAAGGCCAUCAACAGCCAAGGAGAUAUCGAGACCAAGUGCAACGUCACCGUUAAAAGCCAAACCACAGCCGAACCAAUGAAGAUCGACAAGCCACCAAGAAUCGUAGAUCACGCGGUUUCACAGAUCGUUAAAGACGGAGAUCCCAUUACGUUAUCUUGCAGAAUCGCAAACGCGGAGAGGUUCGACGUAGUAUGGCUACACAACAACAAGGAGAUAAAACCGUCGAAGGACUUCCAGUAUUCCUGCGAGGCCAACAUCCACAAACUGAACAUCGCUGAAAUAUUCCCUGAGGAUGCCGGCGUAUAUACAUGCGAGGCCUUCAACGACGCGGGAGAAUCUUUCUCAUCGUGCACCCUCGUAGUGUCGGUGUCUGGAGAGACGCCCGCCACGCCGCAAUACAGAGCCUUCCCGGGCUCCGCCACCGUCUCGUCUGGCGAGCCGGCCAUUUUCAGCACUGAACUGGACAAGCCACCACUCCAGCUCCAAUGGCUGAAAGACGGCAAGCCUAUCGACGAAUCGUCGAGCAGAUACAAGUUCAUGAUGGAAGGUACUUCGGCAUAUCGCCUAGAGAUCGUCAGCACUAACUCAGACGACAGCGGCCAGUACCAAGCCCGUGCGGUAGGCUCCAAGGGAGAUUCCUUCGCCGCAUUCUACUUGAACGUAGUCGAUAAUUAAAAUAAAAAAACGAAAAAAAUCUCAAUACAAUGACUGACAUAUAAGAUUUAAAAGGACGAACCCAAGACGCCACCUUGUGGAACUCCCGUAUAUGAAAUCUUAUAUUUAUUUACCCACGCGAACUUUAAUAACGGAAAACGAUUUUUUUAUACGACUCGGAGUCUUAAUAGUGUAAAGGAGUUUUUUUUACAUAAAUUAUUAAUUAUUAUUAUUAUUAUUUAUUAAUUUAUUAAGUAAUCGUUAAGUGUUAUACCCUAUCGAAAGCUUAUGAGAAGUCGCUUGGAAGAUCGAAUCCUCGUAACGUUCUCUAGUCACUGUUUAAAGUUUAAAUGUUAUAUUUAUUUCUCGAUUGUUAUCGUUUAUUUAUUUCUUUACACCUAACAUAUUUAUUUGCAGCUUCUGGUUAUUAAAGCUUGAAAUUAAUGAAUGUUGGCAUAGAUUUCGGUUCGGUUAUAUCGUCUAUGACCAUUCCUCUGGUACUCCGUACGCCACCACGGAAUAACUUUGCAACGGUCGUGCGUAAAGCCGAUUCGAAAUCUGUAUUAUUUUUUAUAUAAAUUUAACUUUAAUUAUUUAAUUGUAAAUAAUUUAAUUUGUAUCAUGUG